Bubalus bubalis (water buffalo) is the source of this 3416-nucleotide messenger RNA. It is a transcript of the gene CHRNB1, whose product is annotated as cholinergic receptor nicotinic beta 1 subunit. The record is from RefSeq and is a predicted model, not a curated record. Gene Ontology annotation, cellular component: postsynaptic membrane; neuron projection; synapse. Gene Ontology annotation, biological process: signal transduction; nervous system process; chemical synaptic transmission. NCBI's taxonomy places the organism in Eukaryota, Metazoa, Chordata, Mammalia, Artiodactyla, Bovidae. The transcript is spliced from 13 exons. Gene Ontology annotation, molecular function: acetylcholine-gated monoatomic cation-selective channel activity; transmembrane signaling receptor activity. Bases 105 to 1673 code for a protein of 522 amino acids.
GCCCCCCAAUAACAGGUGCACAUUCCUGGGCGCCUCGUCACUUCCCCUGCUCUGGCUGUCCUGGCGACUCACCCAGCGGACUCACUGAGCGACGCGGGCGGGCUAUGACCCCAGGGGCGCUGCUUCUGCUCCUGCUGGGGGUGCUGGGGGCGCAUCUCGUCCCGGGCGCCCGCGGCUCGGAGGCGGAGGGCCGACUCCGCGAGAAACUUUUCUCAGGCUAUGAUAGCACGGUGCGGCCGGCGCGGGAGGUGGGAGACCGUGUCUGGGUCAGCAUUGGUCUCACCCUGGCGCAACUCAUCAGCCUGAACGAGAAGGAUGAGGAGAUGAGCACAAAAGUCUACUUAGACCUGGAAUGGACUGACUACAGGCUCAGCUGGGACCCUGAGGAGCACGAGGGCAUCGAUUCACUCCGCAUCUCAGCGGAAUCCGUGUGGCUACCCGACGUGGUGCUCCUAAACAAUAACGAUGGAAAUUUUGAUGUUGCUCUGGACAUCAACGUCGUAGUGUCCUCCGACGGCUCCAUGCGCUGGCAGCCCCCGGGCAUCUAUCGCAGCAGCUGCAGCAUCCAGGUCACCUACUUCCCCUUUGACUGGCAGAACUGCACCAUGGUGUUCAGUUCCUAUAGCUAUGACAGCUCAGAGGUCAGCCUGCAAACUGGCUUGAGUCCUGAGGGGCAGGAGCGGCAGGAAGUGUAUAUUCAUGAAGCGACCUUUAUUGAGAAUGGCCAAUGGGAGAUUAUCCACAAGCCUUCUCGGCUAAUUCAGCCUUCAGUGGAUCCUAGGGGAGGCGGGGAAGGACGACGUGAAGAAGUCACCUUCUACCUCAUCAUUCGCCGGAAGCCUCUGUUUUACCUGGUCAACGUCAUUGCCCCAUGCAUCCUCAUCACUCUCCUGGCCAUCUUUGUCUUCUACCUGCCACCGGAUGCAGGAGAGAAGAUGGGGCUCUCCAUCUUUGCCCUGUUGACCCUCACUGUGUUCCUGCUGCUGCUGGCAGACAAAGUACCUGAGACCUCCCUGUCUGUCCCCAUCAUUAUCAAGUACCUCAUGUUCACCAUGGUCCUCGUCACCUUCUCAGUCAUCCUUAGUGUUGUGGUCCUCAACUUGCACCAUCGCUCACCCCACACCCACCAAAUGCCCCUUUGGGUUCGUCAGCUUCAACCUUCCCUUUCACAGACCCGAGGGAGACUACAACUUCAACUCCUGAUCUUUAUCCACAAACUCCCUCUGUACCUGGGUCUGAAGAGGCCCAAACCUGAGAGAGACCAGAUGCAGGAGCCACCUUCCAUAACUCCCAGGGAUUCUCCAGGAAGUGGCUGGGGUCGGGGAACAGAUGAAUAUUUCAUCCGCAAGCCACCAAAUGAUUUUCUCUUCCCCAAACCCAACAGGUUCCAGCCUGAACUGUCUGCUCCAGACCUGCGACGAUUUAUCGAUGGUCCAAACCGGGCUGUGGGUCUCCCUCCUGAGCUACGGGAGGUCGUUUCUUCGAUCAGCUACAUCGCUCGACAGCUACAGGAACAGGAAGACCAUGACGCGCUGAAGGAGGACUGGCAAUUUGUGGCCAUGGUAGUGGACCGCCUCUUCCUAUGGACCUUCAUCAUCUUCACAAGCGUUGGGACCCUUGUCAUCUUUCUGGAUGCCACAUACCACUUGCCCCCCGCCGACCCUUUUCCUUGAGGCUGGGACGAAGGUGGAGAUCCAGAUCCUUGGCCAGGUCUACAGUAACACCAGAUCUGAUUCCCCUGUUGGCAGCAACCUGCUAGAGCUGAUUUGUGGCCGCCCACUCCGGUCAAGGUAUUUGUAUCAGAAUUCCUCAAAGCCCCCACCCACCUAACCAUUCUUUUACCUUGCUCAUUCCUGAGUAACACUAGACAAAAUACAGCAGAAGGACAGGGGAUGAGGAGUUGAAGCUCAUGGAAGCCCAGGAGUGGAACAAGAAAAGUGUCACUUAUGGCCGUCACACAUUUUGUGCCUCAGUUUCCUUUCAGUUUGGAGAAAAGGCUGUACCUGGUUGGAGGCAUGGCCCUUCUGGGACAUGAAGAUCGUGCCCAGCAGGCUGUGUGAACUGGACUGUGUUAAUGUUUCUGCCUGGAGGUCAGAGCAAAGUCAGUUUGAGCUGAGUGGCUGCAGCAAUUACAGUGAAGGACCUAGGGUCAACAGGCGCUCACACCUACUCAGUUGCUGGAAGUUCUUGUCCUAAAGAGGGAAAACAGGGCUAACCUCGUAGGGAUCCCUGUGAGUUGAGGUUAGCGUGUCCCUGUCCAGCCAGACCUACCAGCCACGCCAAUAAUUGCACCUGGCAUCCCACUGCGGAGCACGUUCGUUUGUCUUGUUGGUUUAUUGGCCUAGAGAGUUGGACACACACACAAAUGCGGAGAUAAAUAUUGGUCAGUUUCUCUAAAUCUGGGUCCUCACUACAUAUAGAGCUAGAGUCUGUAGAAUUCUAAAUCUUGCGUGCUGUGGCACAGAACCAGUGGCCUUCCCACUCCACCAUCACCCUUCUUCCCAGGGAACAUGGGGAAAGAGGGCACAAACUGACAAGACGUGAUAAUUUUCAAAAGACGAAAUUGCAAAAUCCCAAAUUUCCAACAUCUGAAAUUCACAAUGUUCAAGUUCCCCAGCUCAGAUACAUGUAUUUUAAUCUCCAUUUCGCCACAAUCUCCUUUGUUGCCCAGAACCACCAAAUUCUGGAAACUAUUUUCCUAAAUCAGAUUAAAAAAAAAUAAUAAUAAAAUAAAUGUCUACAGUCUCAGUUCUCCCAAAAUGUCCAUGGUUUUAGAAUUUUGACCUGUUGUGAAAUUCAAUUCCCUGGUCCAUCCUCAACCCCUUCCAUCUCCUGUGCCGUUCUGCCUCAGAGGAGUGCAGGUUAAGGAUAUAGGGGCACUGCCGUUGCACCCGCCCCCUGCCUCCAAGGCCUUCCUCAGUCUCUCUUGUGGUUCCGCUGUGUAUAUAUAUAUAUAUUUAUAUAUAUAAUUUGUGUGUAGAUAUAUAUAUGUAUUCUUUAUUAUGUACUUUUUUUUUUUCCGCAGUUUUUCUAAAGUGCCAGAAACAAGAUUUGUGGGAAUUUUUUAGUGAUUUUUUUUUUUUUUUUUUGCAAUUUUUCCCUGUUUUAAACUUUUCUCCCCCUUAAAAAUUGGAACUCAGUACAUUCAGUAGGAAACUCUUCACUCGGACUGCGGCCAAGACCAAGAAAAGUGCAAAGAGACGGAGGAGGAGUGAAGGAGCGACACUCCUCCAUGGUUAACAUUCAGGGAGCCUGUCGAAAACCUCCCUUUCCGUUUGCUGGGAGGGUGUGAGGAGGCAGGAGGCUGCUCCUGUCCCUCCCGCCAAACCACCUCCCUCCAAAAGCCAUGAUCUUGCCCUUUCAGCAUCAGUUGAGAGGGCAGCCAUCUUGGCCCCAAAAAACAGUAGCUGGGAAAA